Messenger RNA from Odocoileus virginianus texanus, 2524 nucleotides. The record is from RefSeq and is a predicted model, not a curated record. Lineage: Eukaryota; Metazoa; Chordata; Mammalia; Artiodactyla; Cervidae.
AUGGUGGUUACUAGGUCUGCGCGGCUCAAGGCCGGGACCCAAGCCAUGUAAGUUGAAAGCUCGCGGAAGAAGAAUUCUGUCACAAGACUUCAGGUGCACCCAAAAGGCAGGAAGGGGUCCUCACCUGAUAACCCAAAUACUGCUGAAUCACAGACCACUCCAGAACGAAGUCCAGCUCCUAAAACCAGGAAGAGUGGAACUACAGGCUCAUUACCAGAAAUGAACAAACCUUCAACAGAUGGCGAGAUCUCUGAAGCAGAGUCAAAUUGUUCUUCCGUGUCUGAGGUCCAGGAUCCUAUUUUCAGAGUAACUAGGAUAAGACAGAUCUUAGUUGCAGGCACCACAGUUUCUAGUGUAAGGAAAAGGCUGAAAAUAACUCGGGUAAGUGAGUCUCAUACUGAAGAAGUCUCUGAAGCAGAAUCACAUGUUUCCAGUAUUUCUAGAAUUAUGCCUGGCACAGAAAUAACAACCAGAAGAAGUAAGGCUAAAUCCCAAAGAGAACCAAAGCAAGAAUGCCAUGUGGAAGUUAUUUCUGAUGCUGAGUCAUCAUGCUCAGAUGUUUCUUCAUUUUCUGGAAUUGCAACUAGGAGAACAACAAGGAGUAUGCAGAGGAAAUUACAGGCACAAACUGAGGAGACUAAGAUUGUACUAGAAAAUGAGAAGGAAAUCAUACAUACACCUGUGGACUUAGAGGAUUCAGUUAACAGACGAACUUCUCGUUUACUAGCAAGAUCACUUUCUCAGAUAAAUAAGCCAAAUUUCUCUAAUAAUGAAAUUUAUAAUGACCCUGAUGCAGCAGUGAAAAAAGCCCAAAAUACCAUAAGAGAGGAAGAGCAGGACAGUAUUCCACCUCUCAAAGAAGUGUCCAAGCAGAAUUGUAAAAGUUUAGAUGAAGAAGCCAAAAAAAUAAUAGUUGGGGGAAAAGAAGGUAAUGAGAAGAACUCUCAGUUGAAUAAUCUUCCUGAACUUUGGGACACUGGCCUUCCGCAGUUAGUUUCUCAAAGACAUUCAACCCCUGAAAGUAACAAAACCACAUCAGAGUCCUCAACUCUGAACUGUGAGGCUGCGAUGAAAUCGUUAGCUCACACAUUUGCCAUUGUGGAAAUGGACAGAUGGAAUGAAGAGAGAAAGAAUGCCAUAAAGACAAGUGACUGUUCAGAACCUGGUGAUGGUAGUGAUAGUGAUGGAGAAGAGUGCACAGUGAUAGGUGUCAGUGAAGACAGGAGCGAAGAAGAGGAGGUAGAUUCUGAGAAGGACACCAAGCCAAGUAAAAUUGCGUUCAACACAACUCAGGAUAAAGAUGAUUCUGUUUUGUUAGUUCUCAGCAGUGAUGAAAGCCAGCAGUCUGGACACAGUGAGAAUGAAGAGGACACUGUGUGUUUUGUUGAAAAUAAGGGUAACAAAGAGUCCCUAAAGGGAGACUCAGAAAGUCUGUCACGUGACAAUGCAUUGUUUGUGAUUGACACUACUCCCGGAUUGAGUGCUGAUAAAGAUUUUUACUUGGAUGAAGAAGACAAGGCAAGUGAGGUUGCCACUGAGAAGGAGGAGGAGGAAGAAGAGGAAGAAAGUGAAGAACUAUCAGACCAUGACAGAAAUAAAGAUAAUGAGUUUAGUGAUGAAAACACCUUACUAAGUAGCACAAAAUCUAAACUUCUGAAGUUGACGAGGAGCAGCAUAGAUCCUGGACUGAAUAUUAAGGAGCUGGGUGGUUUGUAUAUUAAUUUCAAUGCAGACAGGCUACAGUUGAACAAGAGAACCCUAACAUAGGUAAAAGAGAGAAGGAAAGAUGAGCUUCUGCAGAAAACUGUCAUUACUCCUGAAUUUGAAAAAAACUACUGUGUCCCACCGUAUAGUGAAUCAAAAUAUACACUUCAGAAAAAAUGCAGCGAGCGACAAAAAACAGCAGGUGAUGGAUGGUUUGGUAUGAAAGCGCCAGAACUGACAGACGAACUGAAAAAUGAUCUCAAAGCACUGAAGAUGAGAGCCAGCAUGGACCCAAAAAGGUCUUACAAGAGAAAUGAUAGAGAUGGCUUCCCUAAGCACUUCCAGAUUGGAACCAUUGUGGAUAAUCCUGCUGACUUCUACCAUUCACGAGUUCCCAAGAAACAAAGGAAGAUAACUACUGUGGAGGAACUGCUGGCUGAUUCUGAGUUCAGAAGAUACAACUGAAGGAUGUACUCAGAGAUAAUGGCUGAAAAGGCAGCAAAUGAAGCAGGAAAGAAGUUUCGAAAGAAGAAGUUCCAUAACUAAGAUUCACCAGGCAAAUCACAAAAUUGAUACUGCAGUCUUUUUUUUUUUUUUUUGGCUGCACUGCAAAUUAUACAGAAUCUUAGUUGCUGGACCAGGUUUUGAACCUGCACCCUCUGCAGUGGGAGCAUGGAGUCUUCACCAUUGGACCACCAGGGAAGUCCCUUUAGGUAUUUUUUAAAGUCACAUAAAUAACUUGGAACAAAGUAGAGAGUUAUUAACAAAUGUAAAAUACCUUAUUCAGUGAAAUACUGAAAUAAACUGAAAUACUUAAACU